This is a messenger RNA of Acaulospora morrowiae, 334 nucleotides long. The record is from the annotation of a GenBank genome assembly. NCBI's taxonomy places the organism in Eukaryota, Fungi, Glomeromycota, Glomeromycetes, Diversisporales, Acaulosporaceae.
AAUAGUCGAUAAGAUACCGAGAAAAUGGAGGAAUAUUCAAUCCUUGCUUAUCAAGACAAGCACGUCUACGAGUCUACCGAUCUUUAAUGCUACGCCGUACAAUGUUGACAUCAUCAGUAAGAAGAGAAAAAUCGAGGUGGACGAAGGUGAUGACGGGAAGAAAGAUGAUAAUAACAAGAAAAAGAAUAAAACUUUAGCGGGAGGUAAGAAUGAGUCGGUUAACGAAGAACCCAGAAUUGCCAAGAAGAAAGCAACCGUAUCCAACAAAAAAAAAGAUUCCGAUAAUAGUAAAUCCACAUCAAAAAGACGAACAAGGAAACAAAGGCAAGAAUAA